UGAGAAAGUGAAACUCUCUCAGUCUUUGUGUCUGAGAGGAGAAAUGGCGCAGAAAGGAAUUGAUCUGGAUCAAGAAACCUUCUGCUGUUCCAUCUGUCUGGAUCUGCUGAAGGAUCCGGUGACUAUUCCCUGUGGACACAGCUACUGCAUGAAGUGUAUUCAAGGAUUCUGGGAUGAAGAGGAGAAAACCCCCAGCUGUCCUCAGUGCAGGAAGACCUUCAUACCGAGGCCUGUUCUGAAGAAAAGUUUCAUGUUUGCUGCUUUAGUGGAUCAGCUGAAGAAGACUGGACUCCAAGCUGCUCCUGCUGAUCUCUGCUAUGCUGGACCUGAAGAUGUGGUCUGUGAUGUCUGCACUGGAAGAAAACUGAAAGCCAUCAAGUCCUGUUUGAUCUGUCUGGCCUCUUACUGUGAGAAACACCUUCAGUCUCAUUUGGAUGCAGCUGCAUUCAAGAAACACAAGCUGGUGGAACCCUCCAAGAACCUGCAGGAGAACAUCUGCUCCCGUCAUGAUGAGGUGAUGAAGAUGUUCUGUCGCACUGAUCAGAAGUGUAUCUGUUAUCUCUGCUCUGUGGAUGAACAUAGAGGCCACGACACAGUCUCAGCUGCAGCAGAAAGGACUGAGAGGCAGAGAGAGCUGGAGGAGAGUCAACAACAAAUCCAGCAGAGAAUCCAGGACAGAGAGAAGGAGGUGAAGCUGCUUCAACAGGAGGUGGAGGCCAUCAAUCACUCUGCUGAUCAAACAGUGAAGGACAGUGAGAAGAUCUUCACUGAGAUGAUCCGUCUCAUCCAGAAAAGAAGCUGUGAUGUGAAGCAGCAGAUCAGAUCCCAGCAGCAAACUGAAGUGAGACGAGUCAAAGAUCUUCAGGAGGAGCUGGAGCAGGAGAUCACUGAGCUGAAGAGGAGAGACGCUGAGCUGAAGCAGCUCUCACUCACAGAGGAUCACAGCCAGUUUCUGCUCAACUACCCCUCACUGCCACCACUCAGUGAGUCCACACACUCAUCCAGCAUCAAUGUCCGUCCUCUGAGAUACUUUGAGGAUGUGACAGCAGCUGUGUCAGAGCUCAGAGACAAACUGCAGGACAUUCUGAGAGAGGAAUGGACAAACAUCUCACUGACAGUCACUCAUGUGGAUGUUUUACUGCCAGAACCAGAACCAAAGAGCAGAGCUGACUUCUUGAAAUAUUCAUGUCAAAUCAGACUGGAUCCAAACACAGCAAAUGGACAUAUGUUACUCUCAGAUGAGAACAGAAAGCAGCAUAAAAACCUCCAUCUCAGCUCCUGUUUCCUCCAGAGUAGGAGUGUACCUGGAUCACAGAGCAGGUGUUCUGUCCUUCUACAGCGUCUCUGAAAGCAUGACUCUCCUCCACAGAGUCCAGACCACAUUCACUCAGCCGCUCCAUGCUGGAAUGAGGUUGUAUGGUGAUUUUGGAGACACAGCAGAGUUCUGUAAACUCAAAUAGUUCCUGAA
Messenger RNA from Oryzias latipes (Japanese medaka), 1468 nucleotides. Lineage: Eukaryota; Metazoa; Chordata; Actinopteri; Beloniformes; Adrianichthyidae. The record is from RefSeq and is a predicted model, not a curated record.